This is a messenger RNA of Rotaria socialis, 1074 nucleotides long. The record is from the annotation of a GenBank genome assembly. NCBI's taxonomy places the organism in Eukaryota, Metazoa, Rotifera, Eurotatoria, Philodinida, Philodinidae.
AUGCUUGACGACGAUUACAAUCAGAGACAUUGUGUUAAAUGUGGAAAAAUUGGCGGCAUAUUAACUUGUGAUGGGUGUAGUUCAACAUUUUGUUCUCGACAUGCUAUGCAACAUCGACAAGAACUUACUUAUCAAUUAGAAACUAUACUACAAGAUCACGAUUUAAUUCAACAAAAUCUUGAACGGUCAUUGUACGAACAUUCUCUUUUACAAAAAAUAGCCAGAUGGGAAAAGGAAUCGAUUAGGAAAAUAAGAACAGCAGCUGAUACUGCUCGAGUCGAUCUAAGGCAAAUCACCGAUAAAUCAAAGCGGCAACUUGCAAGAAUGUCUCGUGAUAUAGCGGCCGACCUUAAUUCAUCAUCGAAAGCAGAUGAUUUCUCGGAAAAAGAUCUCGUCCGAUGGAUGAAACAAUUGAACACUCUUCGGUUAGAUAUUAAAUCGUCAUAUUCAAUUGAAAUCAUGGAAGAUCAACGAUUUCCGAUUUAUCCUAUUACAGUUUCACAUAAUAAAUUUCAAAAUAUCCAUAAAAAGAAUCCAAAUCCUGCACAUAUGUCGUCUGACGAUGGUGUCGAAUGUUUUUUCAAAGCAACUAAUGCUGCUUCUAUAGAAAAUAAUGGUACAAUUAUUAAACAUAUCGGUCCUGAUUUAGAUGUUGCACAUAUUAUUGGUAAAAAGUUUUAUAGUCACGGUCGUCACACAGCUCGAUUUAAAAUUCAACAAUUAACUCGUCCAUAUAGCAUUUUUUUUGGUUGCAUAUCAUCAUCAGUAGUUCCGGAAGUAUUGACUUAUAAAUCAUCGUCUGUCGUCGGAUGGUUUGGUUAUAAUGAAAUUUAUCAACAUGGUGUUUGGAAUAAUAAUGCAAAUGUACAUGGCUAUGAUAGUUAUCAAUUUGACCGAAAUGAUGUAGUAAAUCUUACACUUGAUUGCGAUCAACAACGGCUAGAGCUAUUUCAUGAACGCUUCAACAAAACACAUAAACUUUCAGUUGAUAUUGAUCAAGCACCAUUUCCUUGGCAAAUUCUCGUAGUUUUGACUCAUGAAGAUGAUUGUGUGAAAAUCUUACCUAAGCGAUAA